Gallus gallus (chicken) is the source of this 1524-nucleotide messenger RNA. Its product is annotated as zinc-binding protein A33-like. The record is from RefSeq and is a predicted model, not a curated record. Lineage: Eukaryota; Metazoa; Chordata; Aves; Galliformes; Phasianidae. Bases 317 to 1195 code for a protein of 292 amino acids. The transcript is spliced from 9 exons. Gene Ontology annotation, molecular function: protein binding.
GAAAGAGAAAGAGAAAGAGAAAGAGAAAGAGAAAGAGAAAGAGAAAGAGAAAGAGAAAGAGAAAGAGAAGCGAAAUUAAAUAGUCAUCUCAGUGAGAUAAGAGAAACAGCAAAUAGAGUAAUGGGGAUUAUUUCAAACUUAGAGAGAAGAGUCAAAGAGAAGCGUCAAAGUCUUUUCUCUGAGAGGGACAAGUAUUGAAAAUAUAAGAGGAAGAACAUUAUUGAAAAUUCCAUUAGUUUUAUGGAUAAAAUUAUGCAAUGCACAGGGUAUGCAAACACACCAUAAUCACAAGCUGGACUAAGAAUGGAAAGAAUAGAUGGAACAAAAUGCACUGAAGAAUGCAAUCGUUCCAUUGCAACAUACUCUCUCUCUCUCUCCCUUUUUUCUCUCUCUCUUUUUUUUUUUUUUUCCAGUUAAUCGUUCAAAGGAUCCUGAAAGAGGGUUACUCAUUCCUGAUAACUCUAAAGUUAAUCGUUCAAAGGAUCCUGAAAGAGGGUUACUCAUUCCUGAUAACUCUAAAGAAGAUACCAAAAUUUCAACUUCAGAAAAAAUUGAUGAGGAGAAAGAAGGUACCAAUAUCUCAAUUUCAAAAGUUGACAAGGAGAUAGAAUCCUUAAGGAGAAGAAUUGAAUACCAGGAGAAGCUUUUCUUUUUGGAACGUCUAAUCUUAGAUGCUGACACAGCUCACCCUAGACUGGAAGUCUUUGAUGGAGGAAAGAGCGUAAAGGAUACAGGGACUAUGAGAAACGUGGCCAUGAAUAGCACAAGGUUCGACUCCCACAUCUUCAUCUUGGCAACUGAGGGUUUCAUCACUGGCAAGCACUAUUGGGAAGUGGAUGUGGGAAAGAAAAAUAACUGGAAACUGGGAGUAGCUUCUGAAGCUGUGACUAGGAAAGGGUCGGUGAUUCUCUGCCCUAGAAAUGGCUUUUGGGUCAUGGCACUGUCUGAUGGGAUAGAGUACUGGGCCUGCACUGACCCUUGGACGCGUUUGAAUGUAAGGUCAAAACCACAGAAGAUUGGGAUAUUACUGGACAUCUCAGCUGGACAGCUAACAUUCUAUGACAUCCAAAGUGAAAUGACUUUGUAUACUUUCAGCAUUGCUGAGAGUGACAAGAAGGGGAAGCUCUUUCCCUUUUUUUCUGUGGGUAGCAGCGUAGGAAAGAAAGACCCUGAGCCACUAAAACUGUGCCAGUAAGGCAAGUAGCCAGUGAAAUCUGCUGAAGGCAUUAACACAAGUAACUUCAUGGAGAAUGCUGUCUUGCUGUUUUGCCUCAUUUUCUUUGGGUCUUCAUGCCACUGUUGAUUUGCACAGACCUUGGAACAGAUCAUGUGUCCCUUCAUCUGCCUAGUGAGUCCCUCCAUCAUUUUAGGAACUGUUAAGGUGAAUCUUUAUUGGCACUACACUCUUGGGCUCGUGGAUAUACACACUGGAACUGCAUCCUCAUGUAUACAUUCACCUGUCAAACUACAAUCUGCAUUUUUGCUUUUAAUGUGAAGAAUAAAAUCAGUGUUUUCCCAGACUGA